Messenger RNA from Arabis nemorensis, 195 nucleotides. NCBI's taxonomy places the organism in Eukaryota, Viridiplantae, Streptophyta, Magnoliopsida, Brassicales, Brassicaceae. The record is from the annotation of a GenBank genome assembly.
AUGCCGAGGUACAAGGUGAACUUAACGUUAAUACCUGAUGAAACAUCAAGGAGAGCAGCAUUGAAGAAGAGGAAAGCAGCCGGAGGUUUGUUCGUCAAGGGAAGGCGUGGAAGAGGUGGUUUUGAAGUUUAUGGAGUUGAGGAUGCUAGGCCGAAGCAAGAGGAUGAUGGAUCAAAAGGAUUAUCUGUUGCAUAG